Molecule: messenger RNA, 1242 nt
Organism: Daldinia loculata
Lineage: Eukaryota; Fungi; Ascomycota; Sordariomycetes; Xylariales; Hypoxylaceae
Exons: 4
Coding region: 1-1242 (413 amino acids)
Source: RefSeq, a predicted model, not a curated record
AUGAACCACCCCGUAACAGUCGGGUUAACCCAAACCUCAGUCGUGUUCCUAGGGAGACUGCAGGAUACCCUGCGCCUAUCAGAUGAAACUCUAUUAGCAUCUAAGCGAAAGCUACUCUUGGAUGCUUUAAAGUAUGAGGGGAUGGAGGAUCGAUUCUAUUAUGUGGAGCUCGCCCACGCGACGACCCUUGAAUGGAUUCUUAAGGACGACCCUGGUCACGAUAAUGCAUCCGCGGGGGAUCUUAAUGAAAGAAAGAUGGGCCGUUCGAAUCAUCAGGUAACUAAUUUCAAAAAGACGGUUCGAGAGCAUUUCACCAACUGGCUCCAAUAUGGAAAUGAUAUAUUUCACAUAUCCGUUCUUUCCACUGCCCCAGAGCCGAUCCCUAUCGCAUUUACCUCUCUCUGGGCACAAACCAAUUCGUAUGGAACUGGUGGGGUCCAACUAGAGUUGAGCGAAAUUGAGCAUGCAUUUGAAAAUCUCUUAACGAGCGAAGCAACGUUCAAAAAACACAAGUUGGUGUUCUUCGUUGACGGCCUAGAUGAGUAUCAAGGUCGCCACGUCGAGCUCGUCAGCAAGCUUAUUAGCUGGACAUCUCUAAAUGCCGAGAAUCUCAAGAUAUGUGUUUCUAGCAGAGAAUGGAACGAGUUCAUGGUUGGAUUUUCCGAAUGCCCUCAAUUGCGCAUACAUGAUUGUACACAUCAGGAUAUCACCACGCUUGUAAGUGAUCGUCUCGAGGAUAUUUCACAUUUUCCGACAUUGGUCGAUCGCGAAGACAUGAGAUCUAUUGUCGAGAAAAUUGUGAAUAAAGCGGAAGGAGUCUUUCUCUGGGUACGACUUGUACUCACCGCCGUCGAGGAUGGUAUACUCAAUGGUGAUGGCCCCUCAGAUCUCAAAUCAAAAAUCGACACAUUCCCAAAGGAUGAUCUCAUAAAGGAAACCAUCGAUCGUACCGUGGGACAUAUCGACUUUUUCGAUCGCACCUGUCAGACCUUCUUCGCAUCUACUAAGUUCGCCGAGCAAUUUUGGUACUUCCAUGGCGAAAAGAAGUAUUUCGGCCCCUUUUUUGAUCGGGAGCUAGGCUCUAUUUUGUGCUUUGCCGCUUUUAAGACGCCUGUCUUCCUUUCUGAUGGUGGAACACACCAGCAUCAUGAUCGUUUCCUUGAAGUCUUAACCGAGCUCGAAAUACCUAGUAGCUGCGAUAAGAUCACAGUCAAAGCCAAUAUGGAACUACUCGUCCAUUAG